AUGAGAAAAAGUUACGCUAUUAAGAAGAAACAAAAGCGGGAAUUUGAACCUUUAUCUUUAGGUAAAACUUUCAUGAUUGUUCAUCUAUGUGCUGGUGAAAUAGCCAGAAGAGGAUUGACAGAACUUAGUAUCUUCAAGCCUUUACGAUUUAGAGAUGGAAAAGAUGAGGUCAGGUACCUUAUCAACUGUCUUUUGAAAGACAAUCGUAGAGAAUUCGAAAGUGAAUUAUCAUAUCAAAACAUACAUAAUAUCGUCGCUGGCAUACGAAUGGCAUUAAGAAAUUGUGAGCUUGACAUCAUUUCUUAUGAAAAUUAUUUACAAUUUGUAAGAUACGAACAAGAGUGGCAAUAUGAUUUAAAGAAGGGAUGCUUUAAUCAAUUCCUUUCAAACCUUUCACGAUUAAGUCGAGGGAUACUCGUAGAUUUAUUUGAUUUAUUCGCCAUGACAAUGGAAAAUUCUCACAUCAACCGUAUGCAUCCAACGCGAAUCCUAAAAUCCAUGUCCCCUUACAUAUUUAAUGAAUUACAAUCGAAAACUUAUGAAAAUUUUCAGAUAGCUUAUCAAGAUUGGUUAAAAUAUUCGAACGCUUUAACUCAUUUAUUCUUGGCUUACCUCAGAGAAAAGGCGUGCUCGAUUGAAUUACCUGAAAGGUUACAUUUACUGUUAUAUGAUUACGUCGAACGUAGGAAAAAAUGUUUGAUGAAUAGUAGCGUUAGUGAAAAUGGUGAAGAAGUCAUUUUUGAUGAACAUGCUUUACCUGAUAUUACCACAGAAUUGGACGAAGUCAUUAGUUCCAUUGAUAAUAUUUCUACUUUGGACAAUAGACAAUCAUUUGGGAUAAAAAAAGAUACAGGUAAAAGGAUUUUGUUCGAUGAUAACAGAACUGCAGAAGUUAAAUGGGAUGAUUUACAAAAUAAAGGAUUAAAUAUAUUAUCCGAAGAAGCGUUAAAUUUAUUAUUUGCUUAUUAUGAUAAAGAUAUAGACCUUAAUUCUAUAAAUGUCGAAAAAGGGAAAAGUGUAAUAAGAGAUGAGAAAAGAUUUGAAAGUCAAAGAAAAUAUGACCGGUUUGAUCUGCCGGAAACACGUCCUUCCCUUCCAGAAAUGGAUUUUAAGAAUGAUUCAUUAAAAAAUAUCUUUAAUUUCAAUUUAUAUAAUGAUGAUGAAAUUAAAAUUGAACCGGAUAAUUUUAGAAAGAAAGGAUUCCGUGAAUCAAUUGAUAACGAUUUGAAUAAGUUUAAUAAUAAAUUGAGUUCACCUAAUAAUGGUGGUGAUUCAACAUCAAUCAAUUUUAAUGAAACUUCUAAUGGAAGAAAAGAAGUAUCCUUACGUCGUCGGUAUUCAGCUGAAUCGAUUCACAUUAAUGAACGCAAGCAAGAAGACAGGGAAUGGAUCUUGAUUGAACAACAUUCUGAUUUAAUGAUAGAUGGUAAAAAUCUAUUCCUUACAGAUCGGAAAAAAAACAAAAAUAAAACAAAUAGUAUCAAGCUUACAAAUCGUGUUUCGAAUAAAAUGAAUAAUUUCAAUUUACCUUGGACAAAAAGUUCGAAACGAAUUAAAAAUUCGAGUGAAACUGGUGCUUCAAUUAUAGAUCCACUAUCAAAGAUUCCUAAUGUUCCUGAUAUUCCUGCAUCAUUUCGGAAAUUUAAUAAUAAUGAUGAUGAUGGACAGCAAUAUAUUCAACAAAGAGAUAAUCAAACUGAACGAUAUCAAAUGAAGGGACGAAAACAAAAAUUUCCAAAAGAACAAGAACAGUCAAAAGGAGAAAAAAAUAAAGCUAAUUUUAAAUCAAAUGAAGUACAAUUUAACGAUAUAUCCGAUAGGUCACGACCAAAUCCUAAAGCACGAGAUUACCUAGAAUUGGAAGAUGAGAAAGAGAAUCACAAACAUACUUCACAACAUAAUAAUGGAAAAAUGUCUUCAGUGAAACGAUCAACUACUAUGCCAGGUCAAAAUACAAACCGCGCUAAAUCAGUACGUGGUAAAGAUUUACCUUAUCCCGUUACUCCAAAAAAUGCUGGUCGUCACUUUUCAAUUCCGAAUCAAAGUCCGUCUGGAGCUCAUUUGCAAGUUUCUCAACAUCCUUUACCCGAAAUACCCGACAGGCUAAUUCCGGUACCAUCUAAACCCGAAAGGAAGCAAGAUCCUCAAAAUCCUUUACCCGAGAUACCUGACCGACAAAUUCCGGUACCGCAUAAACCCGAAAGAAAAUCUUCGGCGUCCGGAAUUCGUGGUGGACCAGUGCAAGUUCCUCAACCCGAAAUACCCGACAGGCUAAUUCCGGUACCAUCUAAACCCGAAAGGAAGCAAGAUCCUCAAAAUCCUUUACCCGAGAUACCUGACCGACAAAUUCCGGUACCGCAUAAACCCGAAAGAAAAUCUUCGGCGUCCGGAAUUCGUGGUGGACCAGUGCAAGUUCCUCAACCCGAAAUACCCGACAGGCUAAUUCCGUUACCAUAUAAACCCGAAAGGAAAACUUCGAUGUCUGAAAUUCGUGGCGGACCAGUGCAAGUUCCUCAAAAUCCUAUACCCGACAUACCCGACCGACAAAUUCCGAUUCCGGUUAAUCCUGACAGAAAAGCUCAUACUCCACCAAAUCAAUAUACAAAAUUACCUUCACAACCAAAUCAGCAACAAUUUUAUCCGCUAUAUCCAAAGCAAUAUCAAAUAUAUCCACGACAAAAUUAUCAAAAUUAUCCACCAUCAAAAUAUCCUCGGCAAUAUCCACCACCACAACAAAAUUAUUAUAAUUUCUCAAAUAAUUUCACAAAUGAAAGACCAAUUAAUACUCAUCAAUCUUCAAGGAAAAUGCAAGUACCACCUGAAAAUAUUACUCGGCCGACACCGCAACAAUAUUAUUAUGAUAAUGUCAAUACUUACGUUCAAGCGCAACCACGGCAACAACAACCAUAUUAUUCUCCUGGUACUUAUGGCGCAUUCCCAAUAGAUUCUCAGUAUCAACAGUCUAAGUUAUAUAACAAGUUACGACCUCAAUAUUCAAUGACAACUCCUUUGAAUGUUCCUUUUUAA
Molecule: messenger RNA, 3027 nt
Organism: Funneliformis geosporum
Lineage: Eukaryota; Fungi; Glomeromycota; Glomeromycetes; Glomerales; Glomeraceae
Source: the annotation of a GenBank genome assembly